Messenger RNA from Salvia hispanica, 2784 nucleotides. Its product is annotated as putative disease resistance RPP8-like protein 4. Gene Ontology annotation, molecular function: ADP binding; protein binding. Lineage: Eukaryota; Viridiplantae; Streptophyta; Magnoliopsida; Lamiales; Lamiaceae. The record is from RefSeq and is a predicted model, not a curated record.
AUCAAAAUCCCUACCAAUUCUGAUAUUAUUGUGAAAAGAGAGUGUGAUUGAAUCCGAAAAUCAAUUAGAAACCAGCAGAGAUAAGAAAGAUUCGCUAAAAAGAUACAUCGAAAAAGUGAGUGACUGAAAUAAUGGGAAAUUCAAUUCGACGGCGGCAAAGGAAAGAAGAGAAUUUAAAAAAUAGGGCUCUUAUUGAGUGCAAUGAUUGUAGAAGCAUAAACACGCCAGAGGACGUGAUCUUAGGGAUGAUACAAGAUCUCGAGAGUUUGCAAGCUGAAUGUACAACCAUCGACUGCGACUGGAUGUUCAAGAACAAAAUUAAAGAGCUGAGAGGGGUGUUGGAUUUCUUGAGAGACUUGAAAAUGGAAGAGAGGAGCAGCCUAAAUUAUUUAAUCGCUGAAUUGGUCGAGUUCGCUUACGAGCUCAUGGACAUGGACAUUAAUCAUUUCACAGAAGGUACCCUUUAUAACCGUAGGGUCAAGCCCCUCCAAGAAAAGAUCAAGCUGACAAAGAUGCGGAUGAUAAACUUUGGAGCUGAUGAGAAAAAUACUGGAGACGAAGAAGAAGAGGAAGUUGUGGUGGGGUUGGAGAAAGAUGUGAAGAAGUUUCUUGACAAAGUGAUUUUAAAAAAAUUUAGGCUCUUUAUGGUUUUGUGUAUAAAGGGCAUGAUUGGUAUUGGAAAGACGACUCUUGCUAGACAAGUGUACAAGGUUGGCGCUAGCCAGUACCAGCGUCAUGCUUGGGUAUGCAUUUCUAGUGACACGAGUGACAAAGAGAUACUUAUGAAACUGAUAGAGCAAAUGGUGGUAGGAUAUGAAAGAGAUUCGUCAUUGGAAGCAAUGAACGCGCGAAGUCUACAAAAGAUGCUUCACCAGCACCUGCAAGGAUCGUCAUAUUUCAUAGUUUUGGACAACAUGUCGAAAGAAACGCAAUUGAAGUACAUCUUGGAAUGUCUUCCAUCUCGAGGCCUUAGUGAAGGCAGGUUGCUGUUAACAAGUCGUUAUGAGUUUCGAACAAAGAAUGUCAAUUAUACUCAUGAAAUGAAAGCUUUGGAUUCUGACAAGAGCUGGAAAUUGUUUUUGAAAAAAAUUGAUAAAUUUACAAGUGUUGAGAACAAAUUCACAAAGGAAUUGGAGCGGAAGGGCAGAGAGAUGUUGCAAAAAUGUGGCGGUUUGCCAAUGGCUAUAAUAAAUGUUGCAAGGCAGAAAGCAAAACAAAGACUCUCAGGGACUGAAUGGGAAGAACUUUUUGAUUCAAUUGAUUUGAGUGAAUCAUUAAAGUUAUUAGAACCGAUGUAUCAUGAAUUGGGAGAACGUAUCAAGCCACAUUUCUUGUAUUUGUCCUUUUUUAAGGAAAAUGCAAUAAUGAGAGAAGAAAAAAUGGAACAGAUUUGGGCUACGAAUGGAUUAGAUUUUGGACAAGUUACAAGGGAUUUUGCUAGUAGAUCGAUUCUAGAAGUUGUGAAGCUGCAGUUCGAGAAAUCAAAGUGUCGUCUCAAUCCUCUACUACACAUGAUAUCAAUCAAAAAAGCAAAAGAGGAAAUGGGCUUUGAGAUCUUAAGGAGCAAUGGAGACUGUAGGCCCUCCCAGAAUGCCCGUCAUCGUGUUAUCCAGUGUGGCAGAGACAAGUUUGAUCAUUUCACGAAUGAAGAUAAUAAACAACUUAUUUCUCUCAUCUUUCAUGGAGGUGGUGGCUACUUGGACGACACUAGCUCGUCUUUUUGGGAGAGUUUUGAAUCACUCAAAAUACUUGACAUGGAAGAUUUUGGGGUGAAGACUUUAUCCGAAAAUAUUGGAGCAUUGAUUGAGUUAAGAUACUUGGGAUUGAGAAACAACUAUAUACAAGAGAUCCCACACUCGUUGGCGCAUCUGGAAAACCUUGAGGUUCUUGAUAUAGCUUUGAACUUUAUGGUGGAGGUGCCGAAUACUAUAGGGCAAAUGGGAAACCUUCGUGAUCUCCACAUGUCUAAUGUGAUUUUCCGGGAGCCUUUGAAAUUAGAUGGGCUGCGGAAUCUGGGGACCCUAACAUACAUCUCGAUUGAUGAUUGGACAUACGAGGACCCAAGCUUCGAGCCAAUGUAUGACUUCCAAACGUUGGGCAUUGAAGAAGUUGAUGAAAACUCGGAUAUAAGAAAGCUCUUUAUGUCACUAGCUAACCUUCCAAACCUUGAAAAUCUUUUCUUAAGAGGGUUUCGUUUUAGAAGCAUGCCAUGUUUGGAUGAAAUUGGUGUUAUAGGAAGACUCAAGGUACUAAAACUAGAUGGGCGCAUAGGUAGGCUACCAAGUGCAGAUAAUCUACCUCAAUGGAUUGAGUACAUAGCAUUGAUAAAUACUUGUCUUGAUGAAGACCCCAUGCCAAUAUUAGAGAAGACUGGUCUCCUAAAAUACCUCAAAUUGCGAAAUGCAUACACUGGUCGAGAAAUGGUGAUCCAACAUGGUGGAUUUCACAUGCUGGAAGUGCUUUGCAUCAAUGAAUUGUGGAAUCUAAUAAAGAUACAAGUUGGUGAAGAUGCAAUGUGUAAUCUCAAGAAACUUGAAAUCAACAACUGUCCACAUCUGGAGACACUCCCGGAACAGAUUAGGUCGAUGCCUGACCUUGAAAAGUUUAAGAUGGUAACAACCAAACACAUUGCAAAAAAGAUGAGAAAUUCAGGUUUGACCUCCGAAAUUUGGGAGGAAGAUAUCGAUCCAUAGUUUGAAGUUGAUAUGUAUAUGGUUAUAGUUGAUCGUAUGUUUUUUUCUUUCAUUUUCCAUUUUGUAUAUAUGCAAAUAACUUGUAUAUGAG